AUGCAUGAGAGCCGGAGCAUGCAGCACGGUGAAGGCCCUGCCGCGGUGCUCGCCAUCGCGACAGCAAACCCGUCCGGCACCAUCCUGUCCCAGGACGAAUUCGCCGACCAGUUCUUCCGCGUAACCAAAAGCGAUCACCUUAUUGGCCUGAAGGAAAAGUUAAUAAGAAUAUGCAAUAAAACAGGCAUAGAGAAGCGGCACUUCCACAUGACCGAAGAAAUACUCCGUGCCCACCCGGAGUUCGUCGACAGAGCUCUUCCAUCCCUUGAUGCUCGCAGCAACAUUGUUGCAACCGAAGUCCCCAAGCUCGCAGAGUCCGCCUCGGUGAAGGCCAUCGCCGAGUGGGGACGUCCAGCCACCGACAUCACCCACCUCAUCUUCAGCACCUACUCCGCCUCCGGUGCCCCGAGUGCUGACCUGCAGCUAGCCUCCCUCCUCGGCCUCCGCCCUUCUGUCUGCCGCACCAUACUCAGCCUCCACGGCUGCUACGGCGGUGGCAGGGCACUUCACUUGGCAAAGGAGCUCGCCGAGAACAACCGCGGCGCGCGUGUCCUCGUGGCCUGCUCUGAAAUCACCCUCGUCUGCUUCGGCGGUCCCGACGGGAGCAACCUCGUCGGCCACGCUUUAUUCGGGGACGGCGCUGGCGCUGUCAUCGUUGGCGCUGGCCCCUUGACCGCCGGCGAACGCCCGCUGUUCGAGAUGGUUUCCGCCACACAGACGACGAUACCAGAGACAGAGUACGCGCUGGGCAUGCAAGUCUCAGCAGGCGGCCUAGAUUUCCACCUCGCCAUCCAGGUGCCGAUGCUGCUGGGACAGAACGUCGAGUGGGCCCUGCUCAACGCCUUUAGGUCGGCGCUGGGAGACGACGUCGAGGUGACAUGGAACGACCUAUUCUGGGCUGUGCAUCCGGGUGGCCGCCCAAUCUUGGAUAAGAUAGAGGAAGUACUUGAGCUGGAGCCAGGGAAGCUGGCGGCCAGCCGGCACGUUCUGCGGGAAUACGGAAACAUGAGCGGCGCAACCAUAGUCUUCGUGCUGGAUGAGCUACGACGCCGCCGCCUUAGGGAAGAGAAAGGCGACCAUGACCACCAGCUACCGGAGUUGGGGGUGAUGAUGGCCUUCGGACCCGGAAUCACAAUCGAGACGAUGGUGCUGCGCAUCCCGAGCGAUCCCAAGAAGAAUUAG
Molecule: messenger RNA, 1182 nt
Organism: Miscanthus lutarioriparius
Lineage: Eukaryota; Viridiplantae; Streptophyta; Magnoliopsida; Poales; Poaceae
Source: the annotation of a GenBank genome assembly